Molecule: messenger RNA, 2078 nt
Organism: Seminavis robusta
Lineage: Eukaryota; Bacillariophyta; Bacillariophyceae; Naviculales; Naviculaceae
Source: the annotation of a GenBank genome assembly
GAAUUAAUUGUCAUCACCAGCAUCCAGCAACACGCAGAGCCAGCGAGCAGCAAGCAACAAAGAGCACAGCAGCAAUCACAGGAACCACCACACCAAACAACGUACUCCCGUCGUUACACUCUUUGUAACGCAUGACAACGCUCCCAUUCAAGAGCAAUCAGCGCAAGUGAGAAAACAACUUCAUUCGUAGAUCAUGAUCAGGCGAAACAGCGACGGUCGAGAUGAUGAUUCUGGCGACAACAACAACAACAAUAAUAAUAACAACAAUGGCAACAACGAACAACCACGCCGUGCUCCGUCCGCGCUGCACAAUCGCUUGUUGAAUCAGCAGAGGAGCAACAUUUUGCUGCAGGUUCUGUUUCAUCACAUGCUGAACAGUCGUCGUCGCCGCGAAGAAGAAGAAGCCUUGGCAUCGAGUCCGCCGCCGUUGCCGGACCGUGACAUGCCCAUUUUGAGCCACCACGAAGCGGAGACCACAAAUGCCAUGUGUCGAUUCUGUUUUGAAGGGUCCGUGGAACAAGAGCAAGAACAAGCAGAGGAUACUGGCAAAGAUCGCAAUGCUCUGGUGGCUCCCUGCAAUUGUGAUGGUGGAUCUCGGUGGGUCCAUUUGGAAUGUUUGCGACAAUGGCAACGCAUGCAGACACGCAGUCUCUCCAGUUCCAAUGUUAAUGCGAAUACAACAACCUACACGUCGGCGGGGUACAUUUGCAACGUUUGCAACAGUCCCUAUUUGAGCCGUCCACCGGCGGUUCGAUCCGUGCGACGCAAUUUGUUAAAGAGGGGAACUCUGCUCGUGUCGAGACCCAAUACUUUGGGGCGAACCUUUCAAAAUACGGUCGUCUUGCUAUUGACCGAUGUGUGUGGAAGUCCCCAGGGCGCUUUUGGAUUGAUUGUCAAUUCGCCGUUGCAGCAGGAACCACAAAAUUUGGUAUUGUCAACACCGCCAUCAUCACCACCGCUCCAUCAAAGUAGUAUUAAUGAGUCCUCCAGUCCGACAGAACAAAAUUCCAACAACAACAACAACAACAACAACAAUGCAAUCAUUGAAUGGAGGCGUGGAGGACCCGUAUGUGGUGGAAGACUUGGUGUGGUUCAUUACACAGUUUUACACACGUACCCUCCAACCAUCCACCCGGAUGAUGAGGAUGUCCUGGAUGUGGAUAUUGACGAAGAGUAUUUCGAGGAAAAUGAAACUUAUGAUGACAACGAGGAUGCUGUCGCCGAUAGUGACGACGACGAGCAGGAUUUGGAAGCAGGCCUGACCGAAAUGGCUCUGCAAGAAGUGGACGAACAAUCUGCCAGGGACGAAAAUGAAACGGUGGACGACGAUGACGAGGAAGUUGACGAUAUUGACGAUCUCGGUGAAAACGACGACUCGUUGUGUGCUCCCAUGUCUCUCCCCGUCUUUGAUAUCACGGACGCCGAUACCAUUUCACGACCGUUGCAGUUUGUCGCCUCUCCAGAGACAUCGACGCCCUGCACCUUUUCGGAAGACAACCUUGGCAACACCGUACAACGGAUAGUACUUGACGGUCAAGAGGAACUACCCGAUCAUGAUGACACGACAACGACAAGCAGCAACAACAACAAUGAUACAGCCCAGGCACCACACAAGGUCAUUGUGUUUUCGGGAUACUGCAAGUGGCGUGCCGGGCAGCUAGAGCGGGAAAUUCAAAGAGAGGUCUGGGAUGUUUGCAUUGAUGCCACACCCGAGGAUAUUCUGCGACACCAUGAUUCUGGGUUCUGGGAAGAAAUUAGUGAAAGCAAUCGACUUCUCUCGUGGCAGCGGCUCAUUGAAGAAGAAGGGGGCGAUGAGUAGUCCCUCUAGUCUACAAGCCACACAACACUUUGCAAGCUCCAUCCUCUCUGAAUUUUUCCCUCUUUAUUCUCAACUCCUCCUCCUUUAUUCUCAAACUCCUCCAUCUUUAUGCCCAACUCCUUCAUCUCCCACGAGUACGGUAACUGACAAGCUUCGGCCACAUCGGUACCGCUAUCUUCUGUAUAUUUCAUUUCUAGAUACCAGCCAGCUUUUUAAAAUUGAAUAGAUAACUUAUAUGAUUAUUCGAUUCGAACAGAGU